This is a messenger RNA of Oryzias latipes (Japanese medaka), 4965 nucleotides long. RefSeq names its product transmembrane protein 151Ba (gene tmem151ba). The record is from RefSeq and is a predicted model, not a curated record. NCBI's taxonomy places the organism in Eukaryota, Metazoa, Chordata, Actinopteri, Beloniformes, Adrianichthyidae.
CGGAGCGCACGUGUCUCCAUCUGGAUUCUUUGUCCUGCUCCACCGUCUGCUGGGAGAGGAGCAGACCGCUUUUCUCCGCAUCUUCUGCAGCCUUCAUCUUCAUUUGAGCCUGCUCAUCCCGGGAGGGGGCUCAGGUUUGGGUUCCAGUCGUCUCCAGAUGCAACAUGAUCGGAGGUCUGCGCACCUGAGCUGAAGGAGCUGCUUUCUUCUGGAUGAUGCUAAAUGGGGGUUUAGAUCUCCAGCUCCCAUCCCUAAAGGAGACCCAUGCACGCCUGUUUGAGUCUUCACCAUGUCCCCAGCAUCAGCAGCACCAGCCAGUGAAAGCUGCACCACCACAGUCCCAGAGGUGGAGGUUGACAGCCCCAGGGAGGAGCAAAAACCUCAAAAACAGUCUCUGACCAAAUCCUUGUGUCAAGAAACCCACUGGAAAUGCCUUCUGCUGUCCCUGCUGAUGUACAGCUGUGUCGGGGUCACAGUGUGGUGCCAGGUGACCAAGGUAACCCACCUUUCCUUUGACAGCGCUUACAAAGGAAAGUCCAUGAUGUACAGCGACAGUCCCUGCACCAGUGGCUACAUCUACAUCCCCCUGGCCUUUCUGGUCAUGCUGUAUGUGGUCUACUUGGUGGAGUGCUGGCACUGCUACGCCAGGAACGAGCUGCAGUACAAAGUGGACUUGGAGAGUGUGGCGGAGCGCAUUCAGCGAAUGCAGCAGGCGACGCCCUGCAUCUGGUGGAAGGCCAUAAGCUACCACUACGUCAGGAGGACACGGCACGUGACGCGGUAUCGCAACGGAGAUGCCUACACCUCUACUCAGGUCUACCACGAGAGAGUGAACACGCAUGUGGCCGAGGCGGAGUUUGACUAUGGGAAUUGCGGUGUUAAGGAUGUCUCAAAAAUCCUGUUAGGCCUGGAGGGCUUCCCAAUCACCAGGGUGAGGUUCACUAAGUGCUUCAGCUUUGCCAAUGUGGAGUCCGAAAACUCCUAUCUUACCCAGCGAGCCAGGUUCUUCACGGAAAACGAAGGUCUAGAUGAUUACAUGGAGGCCCGUGAGGGGAUGCACCUAAAGAAUGUAGACUUUAAGGAGUAUAUGGUUGUCUUCUCGGAUCCCAAUCACCCUCCUUGGUAUGCGUCCAACUCCAUUUUCUGGGUGGCAGCUGCUUUCACCCUCUCCUGGCCUUUGCGGGUGCUGACGGAGUACUGCACCGCCUGUGUGCACUACCACGUGGAGAAGCUGUUUGGUUUUGACUAUGUGCCAGUAACACCAUCUGAGGAGCGUCCACACUGCAGCCACAUCCCUCGAGUUAACACCAUUGACAGUACUGAGCUUGAGUGGCACAUCCGCUCCAACCAGCAGCUGGUGCCCAGCUACUCGGAGGCGGUUCUUAUGGAUUUGGCUCAGCUCUCAGGGGGCUGCAACAGCUACUCCAUGAGUGGAAGUUAUGGUAGCUACAGGCAGAACUGUGAACGUUGCCAUCGGGCCAUCAGCAGCUCCUCCAUCUUCUCCCGCAGCGCCCUCAGCAUCUGCAACAGCCCCCGCAUCCCCUUCAGCAGCAGCCGCUUCUCCCUGAGCCGGCUGUACGGCUCCAGGCGGAGCUGCCUGUGGAGGAGCAGCGGGAGCCUGAACGAGCAGUCGGGCCCCAGCGAGAGCACCCGCUGCCUGUCAGGCCAGCAGAGCAGCGAGGAGAACCCUCCUGGCUAUCAGGACGCUCUGUGCUUCCCGGUUCUUAUCGUACAUCGCAACGAGGGAUGCCUGAAUCAUGACCACCGCUCGCUGCACAGAAAUGGCUCCUGUGUGGAGACUUCACUGUAAGCCAGAACCACAACACUCCAUGAAAUUAACUUCUUUAUGAGCUACUACAAUUGAAUCAAACCAACCUAUCCAACCAAGUUAUGAGGUAAAUAUAAUAACAAGAACUUUAAAAACAUUACACUGCUAUGAAGAACUGUUCUGCCUGAGUGUCAAACCCCUUAAAGGCUCCAAUCGUCUUUUGAUCCAUUUUAGCGUUCCCAGUGGUGUUUUAACGAUAAUUAUGCAGUUUUUAGCCAAAAACUUAAAUGCCUGUGUCCUUUUCCUAGGACACAGUUUCUGCAGAGCAGCAGUAGUUCAUUAGAAAUCCACCUUUGAGGUGUGGGUGGGACUGUUGGUGAGAGCUUACAGCCUCUCACAACCAACCAAACAGACUUCAGAUUUCAGCUCGGACGAGGAAAACCAAGAUGUACAUGGACCUAGUCCUCUACAAGUAGGGAGCCUCAGGCCUGCCCAGCGUAUUUUCUAUGUCACAAAUAUGCUCUUUUAAAGCAUUUUUUUCAUCUGCUCCUGAUUCACGUUGAUUUGAAUAAGGGGAAACUCAGAAAUGCUGUGUUAAGAUUAAUUUUCUUUAUAUAUCUUGUCCAUCAUUACAAAAAGUAAAAACAACAUGAUAAAAACCUGAUUUUCAUAGGAGAGGGUCUUUAAUCAUCUUUUUACUGUAGGACAGACCAAGAAAACGGGACGAGUCACUCAGUGAGCCUUCAGUUUUUACAGUUCGGUGUCAGCUUGACUCAGCAGCAAUCUGAGAAGCAGCCAACUCCCCGAAGAACAACAAAAAACAGCUGCAAAUAAUUAAAUUAGUUACUGUUAAACGUGUGGACAUGACAAGUCACGAAACUCAUUAAAAAAAGCAAAAUAAACACGAUUCAAAAUUGAAUUUAUCGAAUAAAGUCUUGUUGAAACUGGCUUAAGUAAAAAAAAGUGCUGUAAAUGUCAUGUGUUGAUAAAAUAUUCAGUCUGUCUGUUUGCACAGAGAUUUUACUGCCUUCCUUGUUAAAUAUAGCACAGGGGAGUGUGAAUAAUUUAGCACGAGAGGGCUAAAGGACACCAGAACUUAAACACAAUUAUAAACUCACCUCUACAAGCUGAAAAAAACAUCAUGUCAUUUAGCUGAUUAGAUCUUUUUCAAAUUGUCUUCAAUAUUUUGAUUUAGUCUACCUCUUUCUUUAAGUGCCUUCUCUUCUUAACAAGCAGAACUAGUAAAAAAAAAAAAGGAUUCUGUUUGAUGUCUUUGGGGUUGCAUCUGCUUUUGAAAAUAAAGAUAUACAUUUUGGUUCAGAUGAUUCUCCUGUGAGCUCGAAGCUGGUCGGAUCUGAUUUUCCUCAGAAUGUAUCUCAGAUCUUGUGCAGUCGGUUCUGUGCAGCUGCUGCACAUCAAAGCCACUCAGAAAUGGGUGGAGGCCUGGACUCACUGCUUAUAGUGUCACAUUUGAUAACAUGACUGGAACUAAAUAAGGGACUUCCUGUCAUUUGAGCAAAUGCAGUCUCGUCCUGUAAUUGAAGAUUCAAAUUGUAGUUGAAACUAAUAAAAUUAGGUUAACGUAAGUUUGUUUUUUGAGGGGUAAAGUAAAUCUUAUUUGAUCAUGUUUUAGUUUAUCUAAUUUUUCAAUCACUCAUCUGUUGUGAUCAGAUUUUCAGUAUUUAGAUAUCCUAAUUUGUGAUGCAUUUUGCUGUUUUUGGUAUUAAAAGUAGUGCUCAAUCAUUUUGUCUGUGAAUUCAAAAUACUGUAUAUGAACUUUUGAGAACACAAUAAGCCAUACUUCCACAUUCCAGGUUAGUGUCAGGUUUGAACUAAGCUACGCUUGUACCGCUGUAUUAUGUCUCAUCAAAUGGCCGAUUAUAUGAUUAUAAAAUGGAUUUCUUAAAAUAAUUAAAUUAUCAGUCAGCUCCUAUGCAAGCCCCAAACUCAGGACACAAUCUGACUGCAACAUUUCAUUUCUUACACUAGAAUGGAGGGUUUCUAAGUACAAGAUUGAAUGAAACAGAUCUUUUUUGAAACAAGAGUUUGUUUCCUGCCAAAAUAAGAUGCAUGGAAAAAUCACAAAAUCUCUUAAAAAGUAAGUUAAAGCCAAUUACUCAUAAUUGUAAGGGAUAAAAUAUUCUCUGGUCUCAUUUGUUUCCUAAUAAAAGUGUUUCUUUUCUGUGUUUUUGCGGUGAAUAGCAACUGUUUUGUAAUUACACUGGCCUAAAACGUUUUAGAAUUUAUUAGGUUUUAGUAUUUCAUUUAUUUAUAAAGGGAAAAUGUUGUGUUUCCUGAUAUUUGUCAGCUAGAAAUCAUUUCAUGAAGUUUAUGGUGCUGGAUGUACAAAACAUGUAAAUUAUAAUUAAUUAUAGGAAGAUCAAAACCAGAAAGUCAAUCAAAUUGUUUUCAGUGUAGAAACAGCAGUAAUAUUUAAUUGAAGGUUAAAGAAAAAUUACGUUUUUUAUUUUUUGAGAUGGCAGGUGGUGGAUUAUGGGGGGGGGGCGUGGACUGCUCAGAAACCGAAGACUCUAGAGGGUCCGGACGGGACGGAGGACACUAAAAACAAAACCUUUAAAACUUUUUCUUUUAGUCACUUUCUGUUGAGUCUUUUUCAGAAGCGGAUGUGCAAAUGGGAGGUUUUCUCUGUAGUUGACUGUCAGAGUAAAUGAUUUUGUCAUGACUUCCUAUUUAGUCAAAUAGAUUAGUUCAUCAUAGAUAUUUGUGCUCAUUUCUUUCGAUCUAUUGGCUCGUGUUUGUGAGGCCACAAAAGUUUAGUGCUGUAAAUAAUUGAAGGUUUUGGGUGAAUUUUGAUGAAUGUCUUUUCUUCUGUCACACACAAACAAGCAGGCAACAUGUUGAAGAUCUCAAAUGAAAAGCUUAAAGAUGUCUUGUUGGCCUUCUUCAGAACACAUUUCAAGGUUUUUAAUGGUUUAUUUUACUGUCAAAAUGUUUUUUUUUGAAGUAGAAAUAGAUAUAGACAGUUUUUUUUUUUACCUGUUAUGAUCUGCAACAGCUUUUUCUGAGAAACAUUAAGGGUUGAGAGCAAAAUCUGCAAAGACAUGACAAAAAUGACUGAUACUAAAUGUGAUCAAAUGUCUGUAUGCGUUCCAGUUCCAUCACAAUGCUGCCUUUAUGAGGACUCAUUACCAAAUAUCUUCAGAUUAAAAGCACUCAAUAAACAGAAAUGCUCACUA